UUUUGCAUUCCACGUCACUUUUUGCAUUAUCGUACUGCGCAAAAAGUUGGAAAACCCCUGAAAAUUCUGUAAUUUGUGUCGCUAUUCCACUUAUUAAAGACUAAGUAAUAGUUAAAGAUCAAAAUGAGCCGCCAGUCGAAUGAAGUGGACGAGUUAUUCGAUGUGAAAAAUUCCUUCUACAUCGGCAACUAUCAACAUUGCAUCAACGAGGCUAAUAAAAUCGGCAAACCGUCGCUGGAAAAAGAUGUAUUCCUCUACCGGGCGUACAUCGCUCAGCACAAGUACCGGGUCGUGUUGGAUGAAAUAAAGCCCAACAAUGACACCCCGCUGCUGGCGCUCCGCUAUCUGGCCGAGUAUCUGUCGAACAAAUCGCGCAAGGAAGCGGUCGUAGAUCUGUUCGAUGAAAAGUUCAAAGGAGACAUCAACGCACUGGAUGUGAUUUGGAUCAUCGUGGGGGCUACCAUCUACUGCAACGAGGGAACGUACGAAUCUGCACUCAAGAUCCUGCAAGGAAAUUUUAACCUGGAGUGCCUAUCGCUACAGUUGCAGUGUCUACUGAACAUGUCCCGGGUCGAUCUGGCCAAGCAAGUCCUGCAAACCAUGCAGGAGAAGGACGACGAUGCCACUCUGACACAACUGUCCCAAGCCUGGUUGAACAUCCAGCUGGGAGGAGAUAAACUACAGGACGCAUUCUUUAUCUUCCAAGAUUUCUGUGACAAGUUCUCGCCGUCAUUGCUCCUGCUCAAUGGCCAAGCGGUGUGCUACAUUGGUCAGCAAAAGUACGACGAUGCAGAGAACGUUCUGCGGGAAUGUUUGAACCGGGACCCGAAUAACUAUGAUGCGUUGAUUAAUCUGCUGGCCCUGUCACAACAGAAGGAGAAAACCAACAGCCAGUUCAAUCGAUAUCUCUCGCAGGUGUUGGAUGAGCAUAAGGAGAGUGCUCUGGUAGCCACGUAUAACAAAAAACAGUCCGAGUUUGAUCGAUUGGUGAUGCAAUAUGGACCGUCUAAUAAUAAGUCGAUAGAAGACAUUGUCGCUUAGAUUGACGCUUUGCAAGUGUUUAUUAAUGUAUUUGUGGGUAGGACUAAGAUUGAAGAAUAAAAUUCCAAACUAAAGUAUA
Messenger RNA from Aedes albopictus (Asian tiger mosquito), 1120 nucleotides. RefSeq names its product coatomer subunit epsilon (gene epsilonCOP). Bases 124 to 1041 code for a protein of 305 amino acids. NCBI's taxonomy places the organism in Eukaryota, Metazoa, Arthropoda, Insecta, Diptera, Culicidae. The transcript is spliced from 3 exons. Gene Ontology annotation, molecular function: protein binding; structural molecule activity. The record is from RefSeq and is a predicted model, not a curated record. Gene Ontology annotation, biological process: retrograde vesicle-mediated transport, Golgi to endoplasmic reticulum; endoplasmic reticulum to Golgi vesicle-mediated transport; intra-Golgi vesicle-mediated transport. Gene Ontology annotation, cellular component: COPI vesicle coat.